This is a messenger RNA of Xenopus tropicalis (tropical clawed frog), 5156 nucleotides long. It is a transcript of the gene slc17a8, whose product is annotated as solute carrier family 17 (vesicular glutamate transporter), member 8. Bases 1035 to 2801 code for a protein of 588 amino acids. NCBI's taxonomy places the organism in Eukaryota, Metazoa, Chordata, Amphibia, Anura, Pipidae. Gene Ontology annotation, cellular component: synaptic vesicle membrane; plasma membrane; synapse. Gene Ontology annotation, biological process: L-glutamate transmembrane transport; transmembrane transport. Gene Ontology annotation, molecular function: transmembrane transporter activity. The record is from RefSeq and is a predicted model, not a curated record. The transcript is spliced from 12 exons.
CCAGUUUUACAAGCAGGGAUUAUCUCACAAUACACGAUUUUAGAAAUGUUGUCAAUAUUUGCUUGUAAUUGUCCUACAACAGCAGCUGCCCCAUGUUCACUAGACAUGUUUGCUUUUAUCAUUAUUCCUUUGUAUUGUUAUGAAGCUCAGUACAAAGCUGCUUUUACUGUGACUUGUGCCUCCCCCCAACCAAAAAAUAAAUAAAUAAAAAAAAGCUUAGUAAUAAUACAUGCGGCCAAACGAAUGCGUCAUGGAGAUGGGAAGAAGCCCUUAAAUGUUUAAUAAACGUGUUUCUUUGUCUAGAGCUUUGUAUGGGAUGCUAUUAAUAACUAAUCUGGUAGAUACCCAUCGUAUCUGUUACUAUAGCAUCUCCACUUGUAUCAGGGAUGCAUGACAACCUAGGAGGCUGUUAUCAGGUUUCAAGAUCCUGUAGCAUUGGUUGGGCAGAGGUAGAAUGUUAUGAAGGGCUUUCGUUUCAUUAAAAAUGUGCAUUAAUGCCAGAGCCAUUCUGCUCCCCAUGAGUUAAUUAUCAUGCUCAUGUACAUUAUUGUAUAGGAUCUAUAAGAUAAGUUUUCCCAAGUCGGUUCUUCUUUGAGUAGCAUCAGAUAACACUGCCCUGGUCCCUCACGAUGGCUGAUGUGGGUAUAAGGCUGAUUAAGUAGCAGCACAGUGUGUGAUGUGUGCAGCUGUCAUCCAUCCCUCCACAAUAAGGAUCACUAGAGGCAGAGCUCUUCAUCAGCUUCACUGGGGAGACACUGGCACUGACCGGAUCACUGAAGCUGGAUCUCCUUCACAGUUCCCUGGAUAGCCUAAAUGCAGCAUUUUUAAGUUGCAACUAACAAACAUAAUCUGAUUUUUUAAAAAGGGAAUUUUUUAAAAAAAAAUGCACUUGGAUAUUACAUUUCAGUAAGGAGCUCUGUGCAGGCGAUGAAUGGUUCUUCUCCAAGUGGCACUCUGGUUACUAGAUCUCUAAGGUGUAACCUGACAGUUGGAAUGAAUGGUUCAUAACGUCGUCCUAGUUAAACACAUUUACAAUGCCUUUCCAAGCACUCAGUUCAUUCAAAGAAAAAAUCUUCAGCCCUGGAAAGGAAGAAGUUAAGAACAGCAUUGGGGACUCGUUGGGGAACCUGCAAAGGAAAAUUGAUGGGAGGAAUAUAGAAGAGGACAAUAUUGAACUUGAUGAAGAUGGAAGACCGGUGCAAGCUCCAACUCAGCCUCCCCCAAGAUUUGACUGCUAUUGCUGCGGAAUACCAAAGCGAUAUAUUAUUGCCAUGAUGAGUGGCCUGGGGUUCUGCAUAUCUUUUGGAAUUAGGUGUAAUCUUGGCGUGGCCAUUGUAGAAAUGGUGAAUAACAACACAGUCUAUGUUGAUGGAAAACCAGAGAUGCAGAAAGCCCAGUUCAAUUGGGAUCCAGAGACAGUCGGCCUCAUCCACGGUUCAUUUUUCUGGGGCUACAUCAUAACCCAGAUACCAGGAGGGUUCAUUGCAAACAAGCUUGCUGCCAAUAGGGUUUUUGGUGCUGCUAUUUUUUUAACAUCUAUUUUAAAUAUGCUGAUCCCAUCCGCGGCCAGAGUUCAUUUUGGAUGUGUUAUAUCAGUUCGGGUUCUCCAAGGACUUGUUGAGGGCGUUACCUACCCAGCAUGCCAUGGAAUGUGGAGUAAGUGGGCACCUCCAUUGGAGAGAAGCAGGCUGGCUACUACUUCAUUCUGUGGUUCCUAUGCCGGUGCAGUCAUUGCAAUGCCACUAGCAGGAGUGCUGGUACAAUAUAUUGGUUGGCCCUCUGUAUUUUACAUUUACGGAGUAUUCGGCAUGUGCUGGUAUGUGUUCUGGCUGCUGCACGCCACAGAGAGUCCGGCUGCACAUCCUUCUAUCACGUUUGAAGAACGAACUUAUAUAGAGACAAGUAUAGGAGAGGGGAGCAACUUAGUUACAACUGGUAAAUUCAAAACGCCCUGGAAGAAAUUUUUCACCUCCAUGCCCGUCUAUGCAAUUAUAGUAGCAAAUUUCUGCAGAAGCUGGACCUUUUAUUUGUUGUUAAUUAGCCAACCUGCUUAUUUUGAAGAGGUCUUUGGCUUUCCUAUAAGCAAGGUUGGCUUGCUUUCUGCAGUCCCGCACAUGGUAAUGACAAUCAUUGUACCAGUGGGGGGACAGCUGGCUGAUUUCUUGAGAAGCAGAAAGAUUUUGUCCACGACGACUGUCAGAAAAAUCAUGAAUUGUGGAGGUUUUGGAAUGGAAGCGACACUUCUCCUGGUGGUUGGUUAUUCCCAUACCAAGGCCAUAUCCAUAUCAUUUUUAGUUCUUGCUGUGGGGUUUAGUGGCUUUGCUAUCUCAGGUUUUAAUGUCAACCAUUUAGAUAUUGCACCCAGGUAUGCCAGCAUUCUCAUGGGCAUAUCUAAUGGUGUUGGGACCUUGUCUGGCAUGGUGUGUCCGCUCAUUGUUGGUGCAAUGACGAAGAACAAGACACGGGAAGAAUGGCAAAAUGUAUUCCUGAUUGCUGCAAUAGUCCAUUACAGUGGAGUUAUAUUCUAUGGAAUAUUCGCUUCAGGAGAGAAGCAGGAGUGGGCUGAUCCUGAGAGCCUUAGCGAGGAUAAAUGUGGGAUCAUUGACAACGAUGAACUCGCAGAGGAAACUGAACUGAAUAAUGAAUCCUUCACUAGCUCAAACAAAAAAUCCAGCUAUGGAUCCACUAUUCACAGCAAUGAAACCCGCAGGAAGGGAUGGAGAAGCAAAAAGGGAACGACGCAGGAUAUAGAUGAACAGAAUUUCUAUGAGCAUGAAAAUGGAAAUUAUGAUAUGUCCUAAUUCCGGGGAAGCAAUGCAUAAUAUGUGGACAAAUUCCAUAUUUACAUGUUUUCUUAUGUGAGACUUGGGUUGAGAAUGAAAAAAAGCAUAGUUGUCUCCAGGAGCUUCUGAAAUAUCACCAAAACAUGAAAGAGCUGGUAAACGUACGUCACUGCUAUGGUAUAGUUAUAUUUUUCUACCAGCAUAGCUAAACAGAGAAAACCCAUACCCUGUACUCAUGCACUGGAUUUCCAGCCAUAUAUAUAUCUGUAUAUACAUAUAUUUGUGUGUGUGUUUGUGUAGAUGGUUGUACUGUCUGUGUAAUUGUGCAAUGCAACAUGUUUACGCAUGUGUCACUUAUUUUUUGAUCAAUGUUUGGGAACAGUCUUAGGAAUCUAUACAAAUAAAAGUAAAAUACCUACAGUGACAGUCUAGCUUAUGUAUCCCAGUUGUUGUAAAGUUGCCCCUCACAGCAUCCCACUGGCAGUUCUGCAGAAGGGAAUGCAAUUCUGCAGGUGAUGGGAUGUGGCAUCCCAUCAGCACCCUUAUCUGGCUACUUGCCUCACCCUGUCAUCCAGUUAUUAAAUAAGAGCUUGAAGUAAGAUUUCCAAGAAAAGGGUGCUGAUAGCUGAAUAGAGGCCUAGUUAUAAUUUCAUGUUUCAAAGGUAAGGUGGAGCUGAAAUAUUUUUAAGCAAUUUACAUCAAAUUUACAGACCAGGAAGCUGUGUGGGACUGCAGAUGUUUUCAGUACUGCAUGGAAUUAGUCCUCUUCUGUGACUUUUGCCUUUGCAUUUAGUUUCAAAAGGAUACAGUGGAGGGUGGAUCCCCUUUCUUUUUGGAAUCUAGUAUAAAACAGUUUAGAAUUUGAGAUUUUUUUUUUGAUUGUCACAGGAAGUAAAAGGGUCUUAACUAGGCUUGUGCUGAACUUGAGCCUUUAGAUUUGGCAAAAUAUUGCCCAAAUUUGCUGACUUUAGCUUGACACAUUUAUAGAAUUUUUGCUUUGUUUUAUUAGGACCCCAUUUCUCCUAUUUUCACAAACAUUAAUCAAGAUACUGACCCAUUUAUCAGCGGUAGCCUCACCUCAGUAAUAAAUGGAGUAAAAUACCAAAAGCUGUGAGGUGUGCUUAAACUGUAUUUAUAGGAUCUAUCCUGAACCCAAGGCUUUGAGCAGUGACCAUCCCAUAGAGUUCACUUGAGUUGAACUAAACACUUAUACAACACGACAAUAAAGAAAACAGCCCAAGUGGCAGGUGUAGAAUUUUGUAGGAAUAUGAUUAUAUUUAUUAUAUAUUAUAUUAUUAUAUAUUUAUAUUAUAUUUAUUAUAUUUAUUGUAAAAAAACAAAACUUAAGUGUAUGAAAAAUGUAGUCAAAGAAAUAAAGCAGUCUCCGACAAGCCAGUUAACCAGGCCUUCACGAGAAACCUGCAUAAUUUUCUAAAUGCAUAAUAAACUACUUUACUGCCGGUGAAGCCUUAGUCUGAUUUUAGCUAUGAGACAUAUUCUUGGUCCUAGGCAGAUAAAUGGGUACUGAUAUUUGUCUAUAAAACCUCUGCCAUACAUCUAUACCUUUUUACUGCAGUUCUAGCUGGCCAUACACGUGCAGAUCCACUCAUUUGGCAAGGGUGCCAGAAAAAUAGAUCUUUCCCCAAUAUGCCCACCUAAAGUGGGUGAUAUUAGGCUGAUCCGAUUGUUUGGUUCUAGGGCCAAACAAGCAGAGCACAACAACAGGGAUUCAGGGAUCUCAGAGAAAACAAACCUGCCUAAUCAAGAUCUGAACAUUAUUCAGCUAGAGAGAGGCCCUUCAGAGGGCCCCAUACAUGGGUAGCUUAAAUCUGCCUAUAAAUGGCCACCUUAGUGCUAGGGUUCUCUUUGCAUGCUGUGUACUCAGCAAAAGGAGAUAACACCCAUGCCAUGCCUUUCAAUAAUGCAGAUAAAAUUUGCAAAGGGGCACAAGGGCUGUGCCUAUAUUGGCACAGUUUGUGGCAGGAGGAAUGGUGGUGGAAUUCUGAAAAGAAAAGCUGCUUUGAAUAAAAAGAGGCACCCAAUACUCCCAAAUCAGUACUACAGGAUAUCAAAAUUGUCUUGACAGGGCAUUCAAAAUAAUGGCUACUAUAUAUCCCCAGUGGGUUUGGUUGUUAUAGGUAGAAACAAUAAUAUUUACUUCAAAUGUUCUACUGUUUUCUUUAUGGGAACAUCUGCGCUCAUACAAUUAAACCAAAUCUAUCUCUUCACUUACUGACAUCAUGAACCUGAUCUGUAAAGGACGCUGUAUCUGAAUUUCUUUGCCUCUUUUGUUUAUUCCACCUAUGUAUGUGUGGUCCAUUGUGUGGAUUGUUUUUGCUGUCUAGAUCCUGGUGCACUCCAAAUAAAUUAUUU